AUGGCACAUUGCGGCAUAUCGAUCGUGGGUUCAUCGAAACGUAUAACAGGAGAAAAAAUUUCGAAACCACAUGAUUUCCCAUGGAUCGUAGUACUAUUAAACGCAGGAUCUGUUCAUUGCGGCGGAGCAUUGAUAAACGAUCGAUAUGUAUUAACAGCAGGCCAUUGUGUUAGAUGGACGAAAGUAAAUGAUAUAACCGUAGGAUUAGGUGUUUACGACGUAGACGAUCCAAACGAUGGAUACAUUGUGCCUAUCGACAAAAUGAUUUUACAUGAAAAUUUUACAAGUAAUAUUAUACAUGACAACAACGACAUCGCAUUAAUCAAAUUAAAAAACGUAGUAGAGUACAACGCUUAUGUGCAACCAAUUUGCUUUCCCAAUAAAGAUGCCAAUUACACUGGACAAAAAGUCAAGGUAACAGGAUGGGGAACAGUUGCUGUUAACGGAGCAACUUCACAAUUUCUUCGUGAAACUAAUUUGAACGUAUUAUCAUUGAAUACUUGUAAGAACACUUCUAUUGGCAAGUAUUUAACAAAUUCUGUAAUAUGCGCUUACAGUGAUAAUACGGAUGCUUGUCAGGGCGAUAGCGGUAUCAUUUCAUGGGGAUUGGGUUGUGCUAACAAAGACGUACCUGGUGUAUAUGUAAAAAUUACGGAUUAUUUAAAUUGGAUAAAAGAACAUACUGCCGAUGCUGUUUAUUGUAAAAAUUAA
Vespula pensylvanica (western yellowjacket) is the source of this 711-nucleotide messenger RNA. Its product is annotated as trypsin II-P29-like. The record is from RefSeq and is a predicted model, not a curated record. The transcript is spliced from 6 exons. Gene Ontology annotation, biological process: proteolysis. Bases 1 to 711 code for a protein of 236 amino acids. Lineage: Eukaryota; Metazoa; Arthropoda; Insecta; Hymenoptera; Vespidae. Gene Ontology annotation, molecular function: serine-type endopeptidase activity.